Mya arenaria is the source of this 317-nucleotide messenger RNA. RefSeq names its product low affinity immunoglobulin epsilon Fc receptor-like. The transcript is spliced from 3 exons. The coding region runs from base 3 to 239 and encodes 78 amino acids. Lineage: Eukaryota; Metazoa; Mollusca; Bivalvia; Myida; Myidae. The record is from RefSeq and is a predicted model, not a curated record.
AUAUGUGGAUAGGGGCUUUCAAAACGGAAAAGGAAAGCUACUUCGAGUGGACAAUAAAUGGUUUGAGAGUGGAUUUUUCCGACUGGGCCCCUGGCGAGCCUGCUGUGCAGUUUGCGGAUAACUGUGUGUCAAUAGAUCAAAGCAAGGGGUUUAAGUGGGCCUCCUUUUCAUGCUCCAGUCGUUUCAAUUGGAUUUGUGAACAAAGACUAGAGAUAAGCGACCCGAAUUUAAUCGGCUGACUGACACAUUUGUAUGAAAUGAUUUCCCUAAAAUAUACUAUUACAAGCGAGGUGUUUCCCUUUUAAAUUGACACGAGG